AUGACUGUACAAAUUAUUCUUACAGUGCUAUUAAGCCAAAUUCCAUUUAUUGUGUAUCUUAUAUAUAGAAGAAAUAUUCUAGUGCACUGUUCAAACGGGAAGAGGCAAAGAAAGAGCACAAAUGUUACCAUUGAUAGAAAUAGACCUGUUAAGGGUGUAUUAGUAGUGCGUAAUGAUUUAAAAAUGGGAAAAGGUAAAAUUGUAUCACAGGCCAUGCAUGCGGCAUACCAAGCAGCUACACAGGACAAUCCAUUAAACAGCAUAUGGAAGUACAAUGGGUUUAAAAAAACUAGCCUGAAGGCAAAUACAAAAGAAGAACUUGAUGCAAUAGUUGAACAAGUAGAAGCCCAGCACAUCCCAUAUACAUCAAUUGUGGAUGCGGGCAGAACGCAGGUAGAACCAAAUACACACACUGUUACAUUUAUAGGCCCGUGGUAUGAAGAUGAAAUAGAUUUGAUAACAGGAAAUUUGAAACUUUUAUAA
This is a messenger RNA of Nematocida parisii ERTm1, 483 nucleotides long. RefSeq lists its product as uncharacterized. The transcript has a single exon. Lineage: Eukaryota; Fungi; Microsporidia. Gene Ontology annotation, cellular component: mitochondrion; cytosol. The coding region runs from base 1 to 483 and encodes 160 amino acids. Gene Ontology annotation, molecular function: peptidyl-tRNA hydrolase activity. The record is from RefSeq and is a predicted model, not a curated record.